UGCUCAUUUCCACACUUGUUCUCAGGGAACGCUCCUUUCUCCAUUUCAUCCUCAUUUUCUCCUGUUGUUCUGUUUGGGGCUUUUUAUUUUUUUUAUGUUCCUGCACUCUUAGCAUCUAAGGAUUUUUCAUCUAGUGUUCUGUCUCUUCUGCUUCUGUUUCUGCUCUUGUGUUUGAACGUUUGUAAGACCACAGUCAUCAUGAACGGGACAGAGGGUCCAAACUUCUACGUGCCGAUGUCCAACAGGUCGGGCUUGGUCCGCAGCCCGUUCGAGGAGCCGCAGUAUUACCUGGCUGAGCCGUGGAAGUACUCUCUGCUGGCCGCCUACAUGCUUUUCCUCAUGGUCACCUCAUUUCCUAUCAACUUCCUCACCUUGUACGUAACUGUGCAGCACAAGAAGCUCCGCACACCCCUCAACUACAUCCUGCUGAACCUGGCUGUGGCGGACUUGUUCAUGGUGAUCGGGGGCUUCACAGUUACGCUCUACACCGCUCUGCACGGCUAUUUCGUCCUGGGUGUGACGGGCUGCAAUAUCGAGGGCUUUUUUGCCACCAUGGGAGGAGAGAUCGCUCUGUGGUCUCUGGUGGUCUUGGCUAUCGAGCGCUAUGUUGUGGUCUGCAAGCCCAUGACAACGUUCAGAUUUGGAGAGAAGCACGCCAUCGUAGGGGUCGGUUUUACCUGGGUUAUGGCCCUCACCUGUGCUGUCCCACCACUCCUUGGGUGGUCUAGGUAUAUUCCAGAGGGGAUGCAGUGCUCUUGUGGAAUUGAUUAUUAUACCCCAAAGCCUGAAAUCAACAACACCUCAUUCGUCAUCUACAUGUUCAUCCUCCACUUCAGCAUUCCCCUCUUCAUCAUCUUCUUCUGUUACAGUCGCCUCCUCUGCACUGUCCGGGCGGCUGCAGCUCAGCAGCAGGAGUCUGAGAGCACUCAGAGGGCGGAGAAGGAGGUGACCCGUAUGGUGGUGGUGAUGGUGAUUGCAUUCUUGGUGUGCUGGGUUCCGUAUGCCACUGUAGCCUGGUACAUAUUUGCCAAUCAAGGUACUGAGUUUGGUCCAGUGUUCAUGACAGUUCCCGCCUUCUUCGCUAAGAGUGCUGCCCUCUACAACCCGGUCAUCUACAUCCUCCUCAACAGACAGUUCAGGAACUGCAUGCUGACCACUGUGUGCUGUGGCAAGAAUCCGUUCGGUGAGGAGGAGACCAGCUCCACCGUCUCCUCCAAGACUCAGUCUUCAGUGGUCUCCUCCAGCCAGGUGGCUCCUGCCUGAGCAUCUCCUAAUGCAUGACCUCCAUCAGAGCAAAGCACCUUCUUCCACCCACACCCAGCACACCUGGGUACACCUGUACAGUACAAACUAUUCAGUCUCGACUGGCCAAUCACCUUUUUAUUCUUGUUUGUUAGCAUGUGUUGUUAGUCUCCUUUUGGCUGGCUGCUUGUAUACCGUUGAGUUACUGUGAAUCUUUAUAAUGUGUGACUGUCAUAUACUCAUAUCUACAAACAUGGCAUGAUUUCUUUCUCAAGUCAUUUGUAAAGGAGCUCAAGGGAACAUGUUGAGUUGGCUAUUAUGCAGAAUCACCAACAAGAGGUCGUCCAACUAAGCAUGUUCCAUCUUCACUGCGUCAGUAAACCUCUCAAGAAUUCAAGCUGCAACCAGUCAGUAGCCUCUUCACAUCGUCUCCUCCUCCUCCUCCUCCUCCUUCUCCUCCUCCUGCAGUGCAUUGAGUGGAUUGGUAGUGAAAUCGUUCAGGUUCAGGCUUUUGUAGAGUGAAGAUUGAGGCCGUGCUCCUCAGCCUAGUGUCCCAUAUACCCAUCCCAGCUCCCGGUUGUGAUAAGAGCGAUAGUGUUAAAGACAGAUAAUGGUGGGAAGCUGCUAGCAGGAAGGCCGGCAGAUGUGAGAACAUGCAGAUGGAAAUGGAAUCAUGAGAAACAUCUGGAGUCACAUGUUCAUGUUCACGAGUGUCAUGUUCAGUCGUCAGGAAGGCCCUGAGGGAAGUGUUUAGUUUUUUAUGCGUGUGAAACAGGAUAGGAUCAUCGUCAGUGGAGGUAUUGAAGCGGAAGAUGGAAGAUGUCCUCUGUAAGUGUAAAUGUACAUUGUCUUGCAAAGUAAAUAAAAUGAAGAAAAAGCUAACAA
Messenger RNA from Astyanax mexicanus (Mexican tetra), 2127 nucleotides. Its product is annotated as rhodopsin. The coding region runs from base 199 to 1263 and encodes 354 amino acids. Gene Ontology annotation, cellular component: membrane; photoreceptor outer segment. NCBI's taxonomy places the organism in Eukaryota, Metazoa, Chordata, Actinopteri, Characiformes, Acestrorhamphidae. The transcript has 5 exons. Gene Ontology annotation, molecular function: G protein-coupled receptor activity. Gene Ontology annotation, biological process: G protein-coupled receptor signaling pathway; visual perception; phototransduction. The record is from RefSeq and is a predicted model, not a curated record.